Baudoinia panamericana UAMH 10762 is the source of this 3499-nucleotide messenger RNA. RefSeq lists its product as uncharacterized. Gene Ontology annotation, molecular function: RNA polymerase I transcription regulatory region sequence-specific DNA binding; RNA polymerase I general transcription initiation factor binding. The coding region runs from base 149 to 3058 and encodes 969 amino acids. Gene Ontology annotation, biological process: nucleolar large rRNA transcription by RNA polymerase I. NCBI's taxonomy places the organism in Eukaryota, Fungi, Ascomycota, Dothideomycetes, Mycosphaerellales, Teratosphaeriaceae. Gene Ontology annotation, cellular component: RNA polymerase I core factor complex. The transcript has a single exon. The record is from RefSeq and is a predicted model, not a curated record.
AAAUCAAAUGCACACAGUGAAAAGUGCAACUCUUACAACCGCUUCAUUUACGGCUGUUGGUAAUCGCAUGGUCUCCUGAACACCUGCCUGGAUAUGCAUCGUUACGCCACCAGGGUAGACUUCCGUCAACGACCGCCCAGGCUGCCGGAUGGCUGAUCGAGGCGCGUCGGACCUGCCGUAUGGUCAGUUUGGACGAGCGGUUUAUGAUCCGGACGAGCAGACUUGGCGUUAUGAGCGAAAAGCGACGUUCACUAGUGUACUUCGUCCGCUAGGCGAGCCACGAGUUGUUAUCGCACCGCCGUCGCCGCCUCCUCCUGGAAGCUCGCCAAGCUUUGAUCGUGAUAUUCCUUCCGUGAGGCACAGAAAGCAGAUUCAGAGUCUCGUCAAGCGCUUUCCGGAUCUGCAGCCAGCGACAGCACUUCUGCCUCCGCUUCUGCGAGCUUCAGAAGCUAUAGAGGCCGCUGCUGCUCAUCAUGAUCCGCUCAAAGGCGAUCUGCUUGCCUUUGGCACCAUACCUUCGAUACCGCAUCAUCACCCUGUCCGCGUAGCCGCUUUCCCCACUGGCCCUACGGGAAGCGAUCUUCGCAUCGUGCAAGUCCGCACACAACGGCGAGGAUGGGAUGAUAAGCGCAAAGCUUGGAUUGAGGUACCCGUCAUUCACGGCCCGGAAACUACCUGGCACGGAGAAGGCGCACCUAUUCAGCAAGUGUGCUUUGCACAUGCCCUUGAGCUGACAGACAGCUACCUUGCUGUACGCCUACCCACACGUACGGUCGUUUUCCGGCCGAUACUGCAAAAGGUAUCGGCUUCUGGUCCGGCGACCCCUCGCUUGGAAGCGAACGUCAUUCUUGUUCUAGAAGCGUCUAUAACCGGAGGCCUACCGCAUGUAGAUGUGGCUUUCAACCCUUGGUUUCCACGGCAAUUUGGUGUGGUAGGUCAAGCGGGAAAGUGGGAGGUAUGGCAGCUGGACGGGCGACACAAGACACAGUCCAGGAGGGUCUUCGCUUCAUCCAUCGGUCUGGAGCGCACCGUUCAGCCUGGCAACGCAAAGCCUACAGAAGAUGGCUGGGCUCGUAUUACUUGGGUCCUGAGCUCGAGCUCAGUGCUUGUGUGCAACAGGCGCGAGCUCUUGCUUCACUCCAUCACCGAGGACAACUCUCACUCGGAGCCGUUCACUGUGUCGGACUUGACGAAAUCGCCCGCUUGGAUCCUUGACAUUAAAGUCGUACCAUCGCAGCCAGCGCAUGUUUGUGUGCUUACAUCCACUCAUGUGUCGAUCUUCGCCUUCCACGAAGACAGAUGGAGUACCCUGUCGACGCAAGUGGCUUCCAGUACCAGGCAUCACCGCAGUCCUCAAGAUACUACCCUGAAGCUCGAUGUCGCACUCUGUCAAGAAACGGUGCAUUUCUUCAUUCGCUCGGAUAUGGACUCUGUCGUUACCGUGCACUCGAUGAUACUCGCGGAUACUGGCAACCUUGUUAUGUCGAUCCCAUAUGAGGUGAAGAUCCCGCAAGGCACGGGGCUCAACGCACGCGCUUCGCUGUUUGUCCUCGACGCACCGUAUGGCACUGAAUCCCCCGAAAUCGGUGCAAGCGAACACAUCCCUGAUGACUAUCAGGGCGUUCACAUUCUCUCCUUGUUUUUACUCCAGGCAGAUGGCUUGUUGACACAAACCCUCUUCUACGUUUCGCCUGCUCGGCAUACACGCCCGCCGAGCGCGCUUACUUGGGACAGCAGGUUGGCUGCCCAUAGAGCACCGCGUAAGCAGGCUUUUGUAGCUGAUGAUGACGAAGCCAAGGAUUCUGAAGUGCGAACACGCCCACUCUCCGCAUAUGUGCGAAGGAGGCGGGCCGACUGCGGCUCUCGUAAGGGAGUGGGCUGGACCAUCAGUCUGGAGUCGGUCGCCGUAAAGUUGGACAAAAGCAUCGCCGAGGAGGCAGAAUUAAUCGACAAGUUCGCAGAUCUUGUGAAUACUGAUGGCCGCCUUCUGUACGGCGCACCGUGGCGGACAUUGCGGCAACACUUUGGAGAUAACAUCACGGCAAUGAGGCCAAACAGGCUUUUAGCAAAGCUCGAGGAAAUGACCCUUGCCACUGUGCCGAAACCUCUUCCAUCGCAGGAUGGUGAUGCACUAUCGCCAACGGAUGAAGAUUGGACCGUUCAGCGCUUGUCAUCGCGGCUUACUACAGCUGUUGUGUGGGACUACCAGACCAUGUCUAAGGACUGGAUCGAUGCACUACCAGGGCGUAUUCCGGAGGAGACUCUGGCGGCAAGAGAAGAGUGUGUCAAGCGCACCUUCACCGAAGUGGCUCUUGCGUCUUUCGUCAAUCGCCCACAGCCCGUUACCGAGCAGCCAAUGCCAUCAUCUCAGAAUGACACGCAGGAGAGUCUGCAGACGCGGAGUCUCACCAUACGUGGCAGGCCGUCAAGCAGCCAAGCAGCCGCCUCACAACGGUCUACGUUGCCGACGCCAUCACCCUCCGCCACCCCGUCAAUCACCACAGGCUCGAGCCAUCCAUCUUCCUUUGCUGCGCCGGCGAUCAGUCGCUUGAGCCGCUACACAACUUUCUCUCGGUCUGCGCCCCCAGCUUUGCCUCGCUCACUUAGCCGAGUCCUCUCACACUGGCAAGUUGGCACAGAUCCAACGACAUAUGACUGGCGCGCAACUGCUCACCGGAUAUCCCGCCGUGAUGAAGAGGCGGAAGAAGCGGAAGGAGAAAUGACUACAAAGGAGCGCGCGAGGGUGCAGAGACGCGCCGAACGGCAUAUCAGAAGACAGCGGAGAGAGGCUGCAGCGAGCCAGGCGGCGCAGAUGGCUACUGGAAACGCGCCGGAGAUUGUAAGUUUCAGUCAGCCUUUGCAGCGGACUGCGAUGGAUGUGCUUCGGACUGUGGAUAGUGGAGUUGCCGGCACAGAGAGUCAGCGAAGUAUUCCGGGAGUUGGAGGGAGUCAAGAGCAGAGUCAGAGUCAGAGUGUUCGGCUUGCUACGGCCAGUCAGGUGGUGAGUGGGAGGUUUGGAGGAAGACCGGCCAAGAAGAAGCGGAAGCAGGGAUUUUGAGACCAUAUUGGUGCUGGAAGUGAGAUCACGAAAGCGAUCCAAUUACAGUCGCUGCUGAAUCAGGACGCCACUCGCACUCAGAUCUUCUGGGUCGGGGUCAGUCGUGCAAACGUACGCCAUUGUCCAAUGCAGAUCAUGGCGCGAGAGAGCCGUGAGCCAGAGGCAAGGGAGAUGUGGCGGGCUGCAUGAGAGUGGAAGACGUGACAUCGAACGAAUCUUGGACCGCAUGAUCGAGUUCCACCGCCGCCCUCUACUCGCAGCAGACCGCGCUUUAGUAUCUUGGCCUUGUUGGGUUCCCAACACCCUGCUGUUAAGGGCCACACCACUCAGGGGCGAUCGGUGCUUUCUUCGCUUUGGAUGUCGCCACCCUCGCCGUCGGUCGCUCCUUCCCCGCCAAGCCCAGCGCCUUGGUGGCUGAAGCAGCCUUUGCGUGCAACUCUG